AUGUCCGAGAGCCCCGCCAACCACUCACACAAGAAAAGAAAGGGGGGCAACUCAUGGCAGAAGCACACCCCACGGUCGACCAUUGAAACUGGGGACUGGGGAGUGUUCGUCACCUGUGAAAGGGGGAGAGAAAACAAAUGUGCUGCAGAAGUCAUCGAUUUAUUCACUGAGAAUGUGGACCUGCCUGGACGUGGCGGGGAUGAAGCCGAGUAUGGCUCUGAGGAGGACGAUAUCGAGGCUCAGAUUCGGAAAGAAAUUGAAGGCUUGAAACCAAGCACGUCGAAAAAAUCAUCGUUGUUCGAAGCGGUCAAAUUCGACCUUCCGUGUAUAAUAUUUGUGCGAUUCGAUAAAUCAAUCAAUCCCGAAAAGCUAGUGCACCGGAUUUGUCUUGAUUCGCAUGCUAGUCCAGAGCAAAAGCGCAGCCGCUAUAUCCAGCGACUGACACCUGCGCGCUCUAUUCGCAAGACUCUCAGCGUUGACUUGCCAGAGUUCGCGAAAGAGAUGCUUAAGGCAGAAUUCCACUCUGGCGGCCCACCGAAGAAGUACGCCAUUCGACCUUCCGUAAGAGGCAAUAAGAAAUUUGACAGAGACACCAUUAUCAAGACUGUCGCAGAUAUCGUGGGACCUGAGCAUCCGGUUGAUCUGAAGAAUUAUGAUCUGUUAAUUCUAGUCGAUAUUGUCCAGAACGUCAUGAGUAUGAGUGUUGUAGGGAGUGAUUAUGACAAGUUGAAACGAUUCAACCUCGCUGAACUCUAUAACCCUGAGCCAACACCUCAAGAACCCUAA
Molecule: messenger RNA, 786 nt
Organism: Aspergillus nidulans FGSC A4
Lineage: Eukaryota; Fungi; Ascomycota; Eurotiomycetes; Eurotiales; Aspergillaceae
Product: THUMP domain-containing protein
Exons: 6
Coding region: 1-786 (261 amino acids)
Biological process (GO): tRNA modification
Molecular function (GO): protein-tRNA adaptor activity; RNA binding
Source: RefSeq, a predicted model, not a curated record